GCUAAUUUCGAUUUGAUCCGUUCGACUUCCUCACUUAGUGAUUAUACAAGAAAAAAUAUUUGUGUUAAUUUCGAUCUAAUCAGUCCGACUUCCUCACUUAAGAACAUAGCAGCAGGAAAAAAAAAUUAUUUACAUUUUUUUUUAUAAUUAGGUUAUUACUUAUUAUAAGCUAGAUCCCAUAAUUAAGCUUAAUUAGGAAGGCUAAACUCCCAUCGCCUAUAUCAUACCCAAAACGACGUCGUAAUCUAUAAAAAGGGGACCCAUAUCAGUAGCCCACAUUAUUCAACAAUCGGUUUCUUUUUUUCACAACAACAAAUUUCCCCAAUAAAAACACACACACACACACACACACACUUUGAGUAGAAAUUAGGAAUCAGUGGAAGAAAGAAUGAAGAGAGCUCCGUCUCAAUCAAUGCUGCGUCAUUUUCAAGAAGUUGACGAGGACGAUGAUGGUGAUGACGUGGCAGAAGACGACGAAGAAUUCGGAGAAGUUGACUCCAUUUCCGAGCAAGCUGCACGCAUGACUAUUCACGACAAACGACAAGUCAAAAAACUACACGAACACUCGUUCUCGGCCGAGAAACACGGCACAUGGAAACAAGAACAAAGAAUCAUAGCAUCAAAGCUGAAGAAACAGCUAAAGGCAAGGUGGGAAAUCCAAAAACUCAUCGAACACCACCUCUCCCUCUUCCGCUCCCACCACACUCAACCCACCAAGAUGUCCGACGUGGCAAACAUCCUCAAGCCCAAGUGGGCCCCACCCCACGAGCUCGCCGCCCUCUACUGGUUCGGCGACUGGCGCCCCUCCACCAUCCUCCACCUCCUCCACUCCCUAUCCCACUCCCUGUGGGACCCACUCGGAGUCGACCGUGCCCUCUGCCAGCUCAUCAACGAUAUCCGAAUCGAGGAGGCUGUUAUAGACGAGGAAAUGGCCGAGAUCCAAUCCAACUGCGUCCUCCAACUACCCUUCGGCCCCGUUAAAAAUGGGCCCCACCUCGACCGUGUUAGGUCCGAGUUCAAGAAGAUCCAUCGCGUCGUCGUUAAGGCCCAAAAUCUAAGGAUGAAGGCACUAGAGCUUGCAUUAAAGAAGGUGCUGAGCCAGACCGAUGCUGCGAAGUUUUUGGUUGCGUUCGUUGGAAUUCAAGAUUUGAUUCACGAUUGUUCGGUGAAGUAUAAGACGCGUAAGGGUCCGGUUUGUAUUAAGGAAUUUCGAGGCUAAGUCACUGCAAAUUCGACCGGCAAUUUCGUAAUUUUUUUUUUUUACCUUAGGUUUAAAAAAAUUGAUGUGUUUGCUGUAUAGUGUAUAUAGCUGAUAUAGUUUUUCACUUUCAGUGAUGUAUCCAAUUGUUAAUUCUGGUGGAGUGAUUUUUGGUGUUGGUGAAAUA
Molecule: messenger RNA, 1385 nt
Organism: Erythranthe guttata (spotted monkey flower)
Lineage: Eukaryota; Viridiplantae; Streptophyta; Magnoliopsida; Lamiales; Phrymaceae
Product: seed dormancy control protein
Biological process (GO): DNA-templated transcription
Molecular function (GO): sequence-specific DNA binding
Source: RefSeq, a predicted model, not a curated record